This is a messenger RNA of Stegastes partitus (bicolor damselfish), 520 nucleotides long. Its product is annotated as 40S ribosomal protein S17-like. Gene Ontology annotation, cellular component: ribosome. Gene Ontology annotation, molecular function: structural constituent of ribosome. Gene Ontology annotation, biological process: translation. The record is from RefSeq and is a predicted model, not a curated record. The coding region runs from base 66 to 476 and encodes 136 amino acids. NCBI's taxonomy places the organism in Eukaryota, Metazoa, Chordata, Actinopteri, Pomacentridae. The transcript has 5 exons.
GCUGCUGUCAGCUGAAACUUCCGCUGUGACCCUGCGGUGUUUCUCUUCCGCCGGUCCGAGUCAACAUGGGACGCGUCAGGACCAAGACAGUCAAGAAGGCCGCCAGGGUCAUCAUUGAGAAGUACUACACCCGACUGGGCAAUGACUUCCACACCAACAAGAGGGUGUGUGAGGAGAUCGCCAUCAUCCCCAGCAAGCCUCUACGCAACAAGAUCGCAGGGUACGUGACGCAUCUGAUGAAACGUAUCCAGCGAGGUCCAGUCAGAGGAAUCUCCAUCAAGCUGCAGGAGGAGGAGAGAGAAAGGAGAGACAACUACGUCCCAGAGGUCUGUUUCAUCUGUUUCAUCUGUUUAAUCUGUCUUGUGGAUCCAGACACAAAGGAAAUGCUCAAAAUGCUGGAUUUCGGCGGCCUUUCCAACCUCCAAGUCACACAGCCAGCCCUUGGGAUGAACUUCAAAACACCACGAGGACUGUAAAAUCACGUGUGAGCCCUCUGAAUAAAGACACGUAAUUAUUAACA